AUGAGGGCUCGACUGCCCGACCCUUUCAGUGUAGACGAACAGGUGCUCAAUGAUAGUACUAUCCGUGAAUAUGCCGACCAUUCAGAUACUAUAACCUCAGUGUAUGUCAGGUAUCUGUACUUCAUUGACGGCUUAAUGACAUUUAUGCGCAAAAUUGGUACCGAAGAGGGUCUCAACCCAAAGACAUUUACUCUGCCCAUCGAUUGGACUCAACCCAUAUUCAACGGGUCCUUCUAUACGUCACACACAUACCCGUCCACAGGAAUCCUAUUAAUGAUUAUAUAUUUAUUUCCAAUGAUUUUCUCAGCGUUUCUCAUAUUAAAUGAUUUGCGAAACAAAUCACUGGAGCGCUCGUAUGUGGCGGGAGUGAAGCCGUUUGAAGUGUUUAUAGUGAUCAUGAUUAUUAUGACUGCCUUGAUAUCACUUCAAGUGGUCGUUUCCAUGAUAGUUAUGUAUAAUUUGUUUGAUAUCCCAAUCGACAGCUCAAUAUUACAAGUGUUUAUAUUACUCCUAUUGCACGGCAUAGAGGGUGUCGGCACCGGACUAUUCUUUUCACUACUUUUAAAGGACGAGAUAGUAAUCGUAGGCAUUGUAUUACCGCUUUUGAUCUGUUCGGGUGUCAUUUGGCCCUCAGAAGCCAUUCCUCUAUUUUUUCGUAUAUUCACUGAUUGGACACCAAUUACUUUGCCAUUAGAGUCGUUAAGAUCUUUACUGUUCCGCAGGUUAACUAUUGAGAGCACCCGGUUUCAUAUCAAGAUAUGA
Messenger RNA from Oppiella nova, 762 nucleotides. The record is from the annotation of a GenBank genome assembly. Lineage: Eukaryota; Metazoa; Arthropoda; Arachnida; Sarcoptiformes; Oppiidae.